GAUGCAUUCAAAGUCCAGGAUGACACGCUUGCUGCAGAAAGUCAUCUCGACGCUCCUAUUAUCCAAGGAGAACAAAGACAGUUAGCCCAACGUUACCAUGACCUGCAAAUCCCUCUAAGUCAACGUCGUGAGAAGUUAAGAGAUGCCCUUCCCUCGGACACAUCUUUGCAGCUUGAAUAUGGUGACUGUAGUGAGCUGAUGAAGUUACUAGUCGAUUGUUGUAAAGAUUUUAAAGCACAUUCGCUUAACCAAAUCGAAUCAGAAAUGUGGCAUCAGUAUGCUGAAAGCUUCACUACUGGCUCAGUAGCCACUCACAAAGAUGCCUUCAGGUUAUGUGUUAAAGAUAAGAACCCUGUUGUUGAAAACUAUGUUGGUUUUAUCGAGUCGUACCGUGAUCCCUUUGGUGUUCGUGCAAGGUUUGAAUCAUUUGUCGCUGUUGUAAAUAGAUCAGUGUCUAAAAAUUUCCAACGACUUGUAAAUAAUGCUGAAAGGUUGUUAACAAGUUUACCAUGGCCUUCUACGUUUGAAAAAGUUAAUUUCUCACAGCCAGACUUUACUAGUUUGAAUGUGGUUACGUUUGCAACUGCUGGGAUUCCUGUUGGAACUAAUACUCCUAACUAUGAUGAUGUACGACAAGUUGAUGGAUUUAAAAAUGUUUCUUUGGAUAAUGUACUUAGUGUUCGUCUCGAGGAUCCUAAACCAGAAUUUCUACGUAAUGAAGACAAACAAAUGUACGUGGAACGUGCUGAAAGUUCCUUUGAAUUACAAGUUGAACUUCAUGAACUGAUGGGAUAUAGUUCUGGUAAACUGUUUCGGCGUGCUUGUUAUGGAAAACGAAAUUUCCACACGAAAGCUACUGAAUAUGUCAUAAAUGCAGAUCCUGUAAAAGGUUGGUGUGAAGCAGGAGAAACGUAUGACAGCAAGUUUUCAAACCUUUCAUCUGCAAUAGACAAGUGUCAAGCUGAGUGCGUUGGAAUUUAUUUAUCUAAUUUACCUCUUGUUCUGGAGCAGUUCGGUCUGAAUACCAACUGUGCUCAAGGCAAUGUCUCAGAUGCAGUCUAUAUUAAUUGGUUGUCAAUGAUUCCUUCAGUUGUAACUUCCAUGGAGUUUUAUUCUCCAGCAGAAAAUGCUGAUGACAUUGGAUCAUGGUGUCAAGCACAUUAUUGUGCUCGUUAUGCGAUUCUGCAAGUUUUGAUUGAAGCUGACGAUUCUAUGGGACGUACGCAUAAAGUAGUUGGUGAGGACGAUGCAUCUGAUUUGUGUAUUUCCUUAGUUCCAAAAAGGCCUUUAACGUCGGCUCGUUCAGCAAUUGGUGAAUUCUUAAGAAAAUUACAGUAUUACAAAGGUAAAGCGAAUGCUAUGUAUGGAUAUGCUUUCUCCCAACACUAUAGUCAACUACUUCCAAAAUAUUUGACUGAUUUGCUCUGGCAUAAAUGGCUACGUGGAUAUCUUCUGAUGCUGCAAACAAGAUCUAAGUGGUUGGAUAUAAAGCACAACCUACAACCUGAUGAUCUCGUCUUAGUUAACAGUGCUGACACACAGAGAGGUCUCUGGCGAAAGGCUAUAGUUAAGCAGAUGUACUAUGACCAAGAUGGCCACGUCAGGACACUGUGUUUGAAAACUUCAGCUCAAGAAGUGGAACAAGAUAUAAGAAGCGUACGAAAGGUCAACGUGGUGAUCGUUCGCGGGGAGUGUUAAUCGCGACAGAUAGAUAACUGUAUGAUAAACAGCCAAUCAAUAUUAUGUGACCUUUUUUGUCGCGAUUAUUGGUCGAUUUAUUGUAACUCUCACCACGUGAUGACCUUGAAUGUUCUUUUUUUGUCUGUCACUUUACUUGUAUAUACAUGUAAUUAAUUGACUGUUCAUUUUGUCCGUACCUUCAAUACUGUUCGGUACGUUUUUGUCCUAUUUUUGUAAUGACAAUGGAUUUGUACAUUUUUCUUGGUGUAAUUGUAUGGUUUAUUUUAUGUUUUAGA
Messenger RNA from Trichobilharzia szidati, 1976 nucleotides. Lineage: Eukaryota; Metazoa; Platyhelminthes; Trematoda; Strigeidida; Schistosomatidae. The record is from the annotation of a GenBank genome assembly.